AUGAGUUUGAACCCGAUACCUGAGGUCUAAUGUGAGGUCGACCAAUAAGACUUGAUUGAAAAAUUGCUGUGUAAGAAUCGCUUUCUUGAGAAGCGAUGCAAUUUCUACAAAAGGAAGAGAGAGUUCUUGAUAAUCUAAUUACAUCAAGCAGAGACUCCAAAUAACAAAUUGUCAGAAUCCAAGGUCUCAGUGUCAUCAGCAGCCAAUUGCAAUCUUCCAACAAUGCCUGAUGAAACUGAUUUGAUCCAAAAAUACUAAGAUGAAUUGCAAUUAAAAGAGACUAUAAUUUUGGAACUGAAAGAAGCAGUUGCUGCACUUGAAAACAAGGUUAAUAAUUUGUAAGCAUGCAAUGACGAGAUGCAAUAUCAAUUAUCAAAGAAGCAGCAAGAAUUUGUAAGGAGUGAUAAAGUGACUCAGUCAGUUAUCAUCCCAAAAUCUACUAGUCAGACUGAAAAGGCGAUGGCAGUCAUUGACAAAUUCGUUUAGCCUAUCUCAUCCAGUUCAUUCAAGUCCACCGAUGGCAAACCUCAAUCGACUGAGGAGAAGAGGAAAUUGAUAAAGAAAUUAAGUAUGCAUGCUGGAGCUUCUGCCUAUAUGAUGGCCAUGAAGGGGGAUUAUACGACAUUGCAGAAUGCUUCGGAAGAGAUCUAGAGCAACAAGAGUGUGGAACAACCAUGAAUUAAUUAAUUUAAUGUAUAAAUUUGUUGUUGUUGUUGAGGAAA
Messenger RNA from Paramecium tetraurelia, 722 nucleotides. RefSeq lists its product as uncharacterized. The transcript has 2 exons. NCBI's taxonomy places the organism in Eukaryota, Ciliophora, Oligohymenophorea, Peniculida, Parameciidae. The record is from RefSeq and is a predicted model, not a curated record.